Molecule: messenger RNA, 3413 nt
Organism: Rhagoletis pomonella (apple maggot)
Lineage: Eukaryota; Metazoa; Arthropoda; Insecta; Diptera; Tephritidae
Gene: EloA
Product: transcription elongation factor B polypeptide 3
Exons: 9
Coding region: 331-2652 (773 amino acids)
Biological process (GO): transcription elongation by RNA polymerase II
Cellular component (GO): elongin complex; nucleus
Source: RefSeq, a predicted model, not a curated record
CUUAAUUUCUUUUUUGGCAUUGGGAAAAAGAAAAUUGUGAUACGCUGGUUGGCAGCUUGUGAAAAAAUAGAAUUUUAAUUAUGGUAAAAAAUGUAUUUGUAAUUACUUAACAUAAUAAAUUGUAAAAGCGAAUAGGACUUUUUAAAAUGUGUAAUCCCAGUAGUGUGCGCUUUUUUGGUUUGGUGCUGACGCAGCUGAAUUGUGAGACGUAAUUUUCUGUAGGAAAAAAUUUUUCGUUCGACCUGAAGAGGCGGAACUCCACACUUGCCCAGAAGGCUCAAAAAAUUAUUACCAAAAAAAUAUCUAUUGUGGAAACAACGAGGUAGAAAAAUGUCUUCUGCAUCAAUAUUAAGUGUAAUUCAACAUUACCAACGGAGUAUCGAGCAUUCCCAGGACGAUGAAGGCAGACUUUUGCAUUGUAUUAACAAGCUGUAUAGACUGCCUGUAAGGGUGGAGCAUUUACAAGAGACUGGCGUUGGUAAAACUGUGAAUUCGUUGCGAAAAUAUAAUGGAGAAAUCGGUGUUGCUGCAAAGGCUUUGGUCACCAAGUGGAAGGCCAUGGUUGCAGCGGAAGAAGAACCACCCGAAGCUAAUAACUGUCAAGGUGACGAUGACGAUGACGGGAACAAUGCCAAUGGGCACGGGUCAAGUGAUGAUGAUCACUAUAAUCAAAACCAUACUCAAGGCAAAGGUACAUCCCAAGAACAACAUCAAAAAAAUACAUUAAGUCAAAAUACAUCUAAAGAGGAGCAAUCAAUGCAUAAGAAUAAAAGUAGUUCUGACUAUAGAUCUAAGUCUCAUAACGAAGAUAAGUCAAAUAAAAGUUCGUAUGAGCAAUCGUCAUCGAAACAAAAAAGACGCAUUGAGCAAGAGGAAAAAGAAAUUUAUUCUGAGAAAAAAUCCAAACAUAGUGAACGUGAUAACGAGGAAAAGAAUUUGGAAAAUGAUAAACAUAAAUCGUCAAAAGAGAAGUCAGAACGAAGUCGCGAGCGAAGUGAGAAACAAAGCUCAAGCAGGGAUGUAAAAACUACCUCUCCCAAAAUGUCGCAUCAUAAAAGUGGUGCCGAUUCCAGGGAAAAAAAAGACAGUGCCAGGGGUGAAAAUCAAAAUGAGUAUACGAGUUCGUCAAAACAACAACUAAAUCACGCGUCAGAAAAGACAAGAAAAAACAAGAACGAGGACAAUGAAAAACAAGGAUCGUCAAGGGAAAAGGAUAAGCAUGAACGAUCAAAAGAGAGCAAGCAUGACAAAACUAAGUCGUCUCCAAAUGAUAGUUCGCAUCGCCACAAGCAUCACAAAUCUUCCACAUCACAUUCGUCCAGCAGCGGCAGUAAGCCUUCAACAUCAGCAAUCGAACGACCGUCUUCGUCGACAGCACAUACGAAGGCAGAUAGCGGUCAUAGCAGCAGGAAACGCCCACACGAUAGUGAUUCAAAUGAUGGGUCUCCAACGAAAGCCAAAGUGUCGAAAACACCAAAAUCAAUUAAGCUUAAAUCAAAAACAAAUGACAAUGAGGAAGAAGUGGAUGCGGACGAAGGUAUCGAUUCUUCUAUGGGCGCGAAUUUUGCUGAUGUUUUGGGCAUGCUAAAUAUGCCAACAAAGAAGUCGAAAAAAUUGCUUAACAAUAGCAAGUCGCCUACACCCAGCAAGAUUCCCUUGAAUGAAAAGCCACAUAGCAGUAGCUCCAACAGUAACUCUAAAAACGAAUACAGACCAAGCUCGAUGUCCUCAGCUUCAACUUCCUCAAAACCAGUAGACGAAAAACCAGAGCUUCUGUCAGCUUCUGCGAAAUUAGCGCCACUUGAUCCCAGUAUUGUGCUUGAGCUGCCAACGAUUUCAACGAAUUACAAACCGCUACCACACAAUAAGACUGUAAUGGACUGCGUUUACCGUAAUAGCGGAGCUGUGGUUAACACUCCCAAGCCUGUGAGGACACUCACCGAUGCAGAAGCGCUAAGUCACAGCAUCUCUUCGAAGACAAUGCGUACCAAAAUCUACUCCGGUAUUAAGACUGGACAAGUGUUGCAAGUGCCAUCACUAUUCGAUCUAUGCAUACGAAUACUGCAAAAGAAUAUCGAUGCUUUGGAAUAUACUGGCGGUGUACCCUUCGAAGUCCUUCGUCCUGUUUUGGAGCGUGCUACACCACCACAAUUGCUAACAUUUGAAGAAUACAAUCCGUACUUGAUGGAAGACAGCGAUUGCCUAUGGCAAAUCCAUGUGCAAAGAAAUUACCGUACCAAAAAGCGUAUGGAAAUGGAGUCUUGGCGUGAAAUGUAUUUGCGUUGCGAGGAGGAAAAAGAGCAAAAAUUGAAUAGUCUUACCGCGACUAUCAAACAGUCACAGAAAAUAAUUGCUGCACCUGUGCGCAAAACACAAAUGGCAUUCGUAGAUUCCAUGGUGAAACCGCCCCGCAAUGUUCUACGCAAGCAGGAGCAAUACGGAACGAAAGCCAAAAUGGUUGCCACACCAGCAGCGCGAGUAGCAGCGCUUUCCAGUGUUACGCCGAACGCAGCCAAGGUGGGAGAUACGCGUCUGCGCGUCGCGGCUACCGUGCGGGAUGCAGCGCAAGUUGCUCAUGCGCCAGUACGUGCAAAGAAGGCGCCGCUCAUGGCCAAGACUUUGCAGUUCAUGCGCGGACGCCACAAGCGAUGAACUUACUUUUAAUUUCAUAGAUUUAUGUUCGUAUACUUUUGUUUAGAUUGACUUCAUAUGAAAAAAAAUUAUAUAUAUUGCGUUUUAAUGAAAUUAUGAUGCUACAAUAACGUAUCUAUGUACAUCUGAACCAGAUAUAUGUAUGUAUAAAUGUAUGCGUACAUUAAAAGGAUUUAAGUGAAAGAGUUUCAACUUAAAAGAUAAAUUAAUAGUAAUAUGUAUGUAUGUAUAUCAGUAAAGAAUCGUUACAUCACACAAACAUAUACACUCAAAUAUAAACUUACAUUUAUAAGUAUGCAUUAAACAUAAAUUAUGGGUAAUCAUACAUAUGUGCCCCUAAUUUUGAAAAUGGUCUAAGUCGCUUCAUUCUAUUCGAAUUUAAACGAGCCUUGACCUGCACCUGAACGUGUCGGUUAUUCGUUUAACUUCCUCAAUCAAAGGUAAACGGUUAUAACUUAGUUAUAAGUAAUCGGCAAUUUAAGGACUAAAGGUAUGAAGUGACACACCACUUUCAAAAUUGUCGACGCAUAUGUAUUAUGUUCUAAGAUUUCUGAAUUUCGUGGUUGAAAUUGUUUCGAGUAAUUAAUUUGUCAACUAAAGUAUUUAUAAGCAAAUGUAAACAGUUUGAUACAUACACACUGAUGUGUAAUGCACGCAUUACGGCUGUGCUAAUUGUUAAAAUGUAUUUAAAACACCAUUAUUUAAAGGGGUAGAGUUAUAGUAGAAAAAUUCUGAUUAAAUGCAACUCAUCAAAAACAUUA